Cryptococcus deneoformans JEC21 is the source of this 3717-nucleotide messenger RNA. RefSeq names its product cytoplasm protein, putative. Bases 222 to 1940 code for a protein of 572 amino acids. Gene Ontology annotation, molecular function: asparagine synthase (glutamine-hydrolyzing) activity. The record is from RefSeq and is a predicted model, not a curated record. NCBI's taxonomy places the organism in Eukaryota, Fungi, Basidiomycota, Tremellomycetes, Tremellales, Cryptococcaceae. The transcript has 10 exons.
AUGGGGUGCCAGUCUGGUAGCUUGACAUCUGCUAGUUACAGGGCUUCAUCCCAUUGUUUUUUGAGAGGGGGAGCCGCCAUGUAACAAAAACUACAGCAACUUCGCCUGUCAAGAGUGCGAACAAACUUUCGUAACAAAUACGCCAGAUUUUGACGCUCGAUCACCAAGUUCUUAUGGACGAUUGUGGUUUUUGAACGUACCCAAGCUCAAUCCAGGAUAUUAUGUGUGGUCUCACACUCUCCAUCAGAUCCCUUUCUACCGGCUAUCCCAGAGCAUCUCUGCUCGACGCCUUUCAAUCCACAAUCACAUGCCGAGGGCCGGAUACACAGGGGUCAUAUACCCACAUUGUGAAGGGCAAGUCUGGUGCGGAAAUAGAAAUUACCCUGAGUGCGAGCGUCCUUGGACUUCGAGGAGAACUGACGGCUCAGCCACUGGUUGGAAAAAGAGGAGUUUUGGGAUGGAAUGGACAGGUGUUUGAGGGAUUACAGGUGGAAAAGGAUGCGAACGAUACCCGCAAGAUAUUUGAGAAACUGGAAGAGGGGGCUGAGUUCCAAAGUGUCCUGAAGGAUAUUGAAGGGCCGUUUGCUUGCAUUUACCUAGACUUGAUAUCUUCUACACUCUACUACCAACUAGAUCCCUUGUCGCGUCGCUCACUGCUCUUAUAUCCCCAAAUAUCCGGCAAUGGCACCGUAUCCAACAUGUUCAUACUCAGCUCUUGCUGCUGCGGGCUGGUGCGUGAGGCUGGGCUAGAGAUGCGAGCUUUGCUGGGUGGUGAAGGAGGUAUCAUUCGAUUUGAUCAAGUUCAAGUCCUCGAGGAUGGGACAGUGGACCUAUGUAAUGCUCUCAUCAUGACCAAUAACUUUGACCUUCCUGAAAGCUCGUCUACACCGUGGACUAGGGUUGCACCAAUUAACACCGUCCUUCCCCCUUCAGGCCUCACAGAAGAUAGCCCAGCCAUCCACAACGCCGCCGUCAUCUCGUUUGUCGACCAUCUGCAAGCUAGCGUGCGACGUCGAGUAGAGAACAUACCAGACUUGGCACCUGGGGAAGCCAAGGUAGCUGUACUUUUCUCAGGGGGGAUUGACUGUACAUUCCUCGCCUAUCUUCUCCAUCAGUGCCUACCAUUAUCAGAUCCUAUCGACCUCAUUAACGUAUCCUUCGCUCCUUCCCCCAGACCUCAACUUGCCAACGGAAAAGGGAAAGGCAAGCACAAAACGCCAGGAGUGGAAGGAGAUGUUUAUGCUGUACCUGAUCGGCUGUCGGGCUUGGAAGCUGUCGAAGAGUUGAGGAACGUUUGCAAGGAGAGAGAAUGGAGAUUUGUGGAAGUGAAUGUACCUUAUGAAGAGGCUAGAGAGCAUAGAGCGAGGGUGGUGGAGCUCAUGUAUCCAUCAGUGACGGAGAUGGAUUUGUCCCUAGCCUAUCCACUUUACUUUGCAUCGCUCGGCAAGGGAUCAGUCGUAGGCGAAGAUGGGAACAAAAGACCGUAUCAGGUGAAGGCAAAAGUUUACAUCUCCGGUCUGGGCGCAGACGAGCAACUGGGAGGUUAUUCACGGCAUCGACAUGCUUUCAACCAAGCCGGAUGGCAGGGCCUCAUCGAAGAAACCCAAAUGGAUCUCAACCGUUUACCUACACGCAAUUUAUCUCGGGAUGACCGCCUCAUUUCUUCACAUGCCCGGGACGCACGAUAUCCCUACCUCUCCCUCUCUUUCAUCGCCUACCUCUCUUCCUUACCUAUCUGGCUCAAGUGUGAUCCCCGCCUUCCACCGGGUCAAGGAGAUAAACGGUUAUUGCGAUUAGCGGUGGAAAGAGUAGGGAUGAGCAAGACUGGAGCGAGAGUAAAGAGGGCGAUGCAGUUUGGGACGAGAAGUGCAAAAGUCGGGGGUACUGGGAGUGGAGUCAAGGGCCCAAAAGCUGGAGAGAGACCGGUGGAGUGGAUUUGAGGCCCUAUGUUUCGCUGUAGGACCUGUCUCCUUUUAGGUAUGGAAACUUGCAAAAGCGACAUAUACUUGUCUUCCUUGCGUACUGUCUUCACUCUUUCUUUAUGAUACUACAGGUUGGUCCCUGACACAGCGUUUUCCUGCUCAUCCUUCGCUUCCUAAGUCACAUAAAGAUUCAAGCCUUGACAAAACCAGCAGCUUAUAUGAAGCGUUCGAAACACAACAGGAGUCAGGAUAGGAUACAUUCGGAGAGGUCUAUUCAGAACAUUGCGAACGCUGUGGAAGCUGUGGCUUGCUAUGGUCAAUCUAUAAGACAUCCUCCAAAAGACUAUUAUACAUUGCAAGGGUGGGCGCCUGCAACAACUGAACUAGAGAUAAGUUCGCACUCCAAAUAUUUCUAUCUGGGGCCAUUAACAAGCUAUCACGAAUUAGCUCGCAGAGUUGACAUGCGAUCAAGAUGCGGCCGAGAUUUAUGGGAGAUUGUUCAAGAGCACAUCUCUAUCUCUCGCCCUCCCUGACCAAUUAUUUGUGCUUGCAUACGACGCCGAUAUUAGUGCUAACAAAGAUCGCAAAACAGUGGUAAUAUAUGAGAUUGACUAUAGACCCAAAGACAUUAAGGGUACGCUAACCCAAGACAAGAUGAAACUAAACACAAGAUUCACGCCAUUGCAACAAGAUAAGUGUCCUUUUACCCUCUUCAAUGUUCUGUCAUUGCGACAUCUUCAAUUCUCUCUUCUUCCACUAAAAAUCCAUCCAACACCCUCCUUCUCCCUCUUCCAGACGCCUCCCUUCCCUUAUCUUUUCCCACUCCCUCUUGCUGUGGCGUUCCCGCCCCUUCCACAGGUCGCGGAACGCCCCCAGGCCCAAGCAUCCAUUCAUACUCCCACAGAUCACUUGGUUUCGCUCUCUUUGAAGGGCUACGCUCAAGAAGUGAGGAAAUCACUGCUCGCGCUGAUGGAGUCGCUGUACCCGGCACAUAGGCACCUGGGAUAUCUUGAGAGAGUGCAGGUUCGGGUGAUGGCCAGGUAUAUUCCCCUUUGGCGAUCCGGUGCAUCUUCUUCCUCCCUCUUACUCUUUCACUAUUUCCCCCUCCGGGAGUCGCUAUCCCGUCCGGCAACUUAAUGCUUUCCUCCCGAUCAAAAGGCAGUUCACCGAUGAUCAAGCCAUAGAGUACCACACCCAAUGCCCAGGCAUCUGUCUCUCGGCCAUCGUAUGGUUUACCCAUGAUGAUCUCUGGCGCUGCAAAGCUUUCGGAACCGCAUCGUGUGUAGAGAAGAGGUGAAGCGGGGGAAAUGAACCGUGAGAGACCAAAGUCGGUCAGUUUGAUGAGUGGUUGGCCAGGUGGAGGGAGGAGGUGAAGUGGGAUGGAGGAUGUGCUUGUAGGUGGGAGGAUGAAAGGGUUGGUGGUGAACAAUAUGUCUAACCGAAGCCAUUAGCUUUUCGAACAUGGAGCCUUGACGAGCUCACUAAACACCCUCCUCACAAAACCUUCACCAUCCUUAUCCCAGCCCAUUUCACUCUCUUCUGAACCAGCUACCGGCGCAGGCGCAGGCAAGAUCAUCCGCCGCCUAUUCUCCUCCUCACUCAUCAACUCGAACAAUUCCCCUCCCCCAGCCGCUUCCAACACCAAAACAUCAUGUCUUUCCGUUGAGAAAUCAUCAAUGUACCCCACGAUAGAAGGGUGUGAGAUGUGUCGCAAGACGGAAGCUUCUCGGAGAAAGGCGAUACGUGUUCGAUGAUCAGGCAACGGGUGGGUCAAGAGUUUGAGUGCGACGAGGAG